CUACUGAGCAACCCACAAGACUCCGUGUUUAUUUUUGGACUGCCAUGGUGCCUGUUCCUUCCAUUUGUAGGAAGGGGGGGUCGAGUGAGGCUCAGCAUGAACCUGCCGUUCUGACACUCCAGGCUGGGACAAGCAGGCAGCAGCUGGUAAACCACCCCAGGCAGCAGUCCUACAGGGAAACUCACCUUGAGCCCUUUAAACACCACCAUUUCAAGUUCGUCACCUGGGAACCAGAAAACAGGCACUAAAAUUGGGCCAUGCAGAGGCAUCCAUGACCAGCUGUAAAGUGGGUGCAGAAGCAUUCAUGUCUGUUGCCUAUGGCUCUAUCCACCAGCUGGGCCUGUUUUCCCAGCAGUACCCUCCACCACUACUGCCCAAGCCUGGAAAAGAUAAUAUUCGUCUUCAGAAACUACUCAAAAGGACUGCCAAGAAAAAGACUUCCACUCAGACAUCACAGUCUACCACACCUUUCCGUUCAAGCCUUUCCCCUGUAAAUGAGGCAAGCCCUGAUCUGGAGCGCAGUGACCACUCAACAUCCCCUCAAACGCUAGACACACCUCAUAGACUUCACAGCAUCCAGCAACCUCCACGAUUUACAGUCAGGCCAUUGUAUCAGCAUGUGGCAUCCCCUUAUCCACAACGAGCAGCUUUUGCUGGUCGAGCGGUAGGCAUGUCCCCUCCCACUGUGGCUGUCCCUUCAUGCUCUUCCUCACACUAUGCCACAAAAGUAUCACCUAAUUCUGCAUCAGAUCAGGUCUCUAGAGUCUCAGUCUCAACAGAGCCUGUUGGGCUGCCAGGAGAGGCUAAACAUUCACUACCAUAUUCCUCUGUGCCUGAGAUGAAAUUACCAGCAGCUGAACUGAAAACAUUUAAUGACAGCCAAGCAGGUAUGAGCUCUGUCCCAUUUGUAGGUACCCCAACAUCACAAAUUAGAAGUUCAACUCCACAUCCAAUACCGAUAGGUCAAGCUAUGGUUCGGCCUCUUACUGUGUUGACCUCUUUCAUUAAAUCUAAAAGUCCUCGUCCAACAUUUAAAGCAACUGAACCCUCAAAAUCACCAAAGCCAAUGUUUGAAGUACCUCAAAUUAGAAUGUAUACAGCAAGCACAUCAUAUUAUGAGACAUCUAGGACACCACCGGUAUACGAUACAGCUGGAUUAACAGCCAUUGGCACCACGGUACCUCAAAGCAAGGCUUUAGCAGAAGCACAUCAGGAUGUUCUCACAGCAUCUACGAUCAAAGGAGUGCAGACAGCAACAAUCCGCCUUCCUGUAUCAGACACUGAUCAAGGGAGAAAAACUCCAAAAUCAGAAUUAGAAGGAGCCAUCUCAACAGCUGAAAUCAAAAGAGUAACUUCAGAAAUCCAACAAGUGACUCCAGUGUCAGAAAUCAAGCAAGUCACUCCAACAUCAGAAAUCAAGCGAGUCACUCCAACAUCAGAAAUCAAGCGAGUCACUCCAACAUCAGAAAUGAUGCAAGCCACUUCAACACCUGAUUUCAAAAGAGCAACCCCCAUCUUGGAAGCAAAAAGAUCAACCCCAGCGUCGGAGAGUAAAACAACCACUCUAAUAUCUCAAGCCAGAGUUCAAACACCAACAUAUGACAUUGUAUCAUCCAGAGCUUCAGGAGGACGACCUAAAACUCCAGCAUACCACAUCACCCGAGCAACAACCCCUGUCUUUGAAAUCUCACGACCUAAUCCUCUUCUGUUUGCAGUGUCCCCAAUCACAGUGGAUCCAGAGAGGUCAAGGUCACCCCAAAAUAUUUCUAGUCUUAAAAGUUCACAUGCCUCGCUAAAUCUGAAGACCACAGAGCUUCAUGAAACUUUAAUUAAUGGGGAUGUUAACCCUGAUAUGACACCUGCAAAUAACUCUGUAAAACAAGGCAUUAAAAAGUCAAAGUCGGAGUCUGAUUUGACUCGAAGAGUGACGUCGGUUUCGACACUUGGCUCUCAGAGAGCUUUGACUCCUGUUUCUGUGCCAGCUACACAAGUAGUGACUAGCUAUCAGAGGCCAAAAACACCAACAUAUGAGGCCUCUCGCCUUUUGACCAAAUCACCAGGCUAUAAAAGGCUGAACACAUCAACAUCCAAUAUUACGCAGAUGGCCAGUCAGAGACCUAAAACCCCGGAAUGGCAAAAGUCAAAGUCUGCCUAUCGUGGGCUUACGCCAGCUGAGUAUGCUGCUUACGGUGGAAUCAAAACAUAUUCUCCUGCAUUUGGCAUUACAACCUCCCUGAUGCCAACACAAGAUGAGGUUAAAGCUAAAGAAAAGGUUCUCAAACAGAGUAGCCAAGAACUGAAUGUAAAAGAACAACCUACAGUUGAGCUUUCUGAAACAAAGGAGACAUCAGAGAGCAAAGAAAGGCCUAACCAGAGUGAUGUAAAGGCUGGUUCUAGCGUCACACUCCCAGUUAUUGUAGUUUCGAAACCAUCAGAUUCAAUUGGAACGAUAUCAAAACAAGGUCAAGCUAUGGCAACUGGUUCAACUGCAGCAAAACAAGAGGCAAUAGCGGUCCAAAAAAUUACAAAAGCAGUAGAUGUCUUUUCUGAGAAACAGGAUGGUAAAACCCCACUAACUACGAAAGCUACUGAGAUAAAAGAUACUCCUCCAAAAAGUUGUGACCAAGGUUCCCUGAAGGCGGUGAAGCACCUUUUGGGUAAAGCAAAGGUCCAGACCGAUGAGAAGAAAAUAAUAAAAGUUGAUGAAUCUGUUGUAAAAGAACCAAACACAUCUUUUAGUCCCACACAGGUUAAUAAGGAAAGCUCAAAGCCUGUUCCCCCUCUACCAAAUCUGCCUGCUGAAGAGCAUUCUACAAAAGCAUCUGAAAACAACAAAAAAGAUUACAAAGAACAACUUUCAUCAGAUAAAUUGGACAAAAAGGGAGCUAAUGACUCCCCCCCAGCAACAACAUCGCUUCUUAAUGUGAUGCAAAAGACAAAGGGCAUAAAAGCAGGAAAGACUGGAUGGUCACGACUUAAAAAACACAUGGUGGUGGAACAGGAAGAGCCAACAUUUCCAGAGUUAGGCUCUGAGAAAGCAGUCCAUGAACAAGACCACAGUAAGAGCGAAAGGAUAGAGGAGCACUUAAGUGGUCAGGAUGGCAAGCAAGCUACACCAAAAGACACAGACACUCCAAAAGCAACUAAGAUGUGGGACGCAGUCCUGUUCCAAAUGUUUUCCUCCAAAGAGAACAUUAUGCAUCAGAUUGAAUUAAAUAAAAGUGAUGAUAAAAAGAAUGAGGAGAAAAGUGAUGAGCAGAAAGAGAUCCCUUCAUUUGCCUUCAGGCUACCAGUGUUGCUUUUCAGCCCCAGGUUUGAUGCUAAAAAGCUUAAAGAAGCAGCAUCCAGACCAGUCACAAAAAUUUCUGUUGUGUUUGAAAUGGGACUAAUUGGGCGGAAAGGUAAGGAAGAUGAACCAAAAGAUUUUAACAGAAAAGCUAGAGGGUUUACUGCUACUUAAUUAUGCCUAAUGUAAAGUGUCCAUAUUGAAAAAAAAAAAUAGAUUUAUUAUAAAGUGGAGUUGAUAAGCUUCAGAAGAAAUCUUAAAGUAAUACCUAACAAAUGUGUUUUGUUAUUGAACCUUGUUGGCUGUUGUUGAUAAGAAAAAAAAUAGCCGAUUUGUCUUAAAUUUCUUUGGACAACACAAAAGGUGUUUGAGUAAUCUGAAAACACAAAUUUGCAAAGGAUGUUGCUGAGCCACAGAGUAUGUAUGUACAUGGUUGUUCCUUUUUCCACAAAUUUCCUGUUUUUGUUUUUUUUUUUACAUAUAUAUAAAACCAUAAAUGUAAAACUAGAUGUUCACCAAUAAAUAAAAUAAUCAUCCAUUUAAUCCUUUUUUUUUUUCAAAAUUGUGAUUUUGCUAUAACACAAGGCCUCUAAGCAAAAUAAUAAUGUUUAUCUGGAGUUUGCAAAAAGAAAAUGUUUUAUGUUAAUUGUGUUUCAUAACACAUUAAAGCUCCAAAACAACAUUAUGGAGGUAAAUUGCUGAUUUAUUUAGUAGAAAUGUUUAACCAGUAGACUUCCAAUAACAUAAAUCUUGUAUGAAAAACAAAGCAAUGUGUUAUAUAAUCAGUGGGUUUCAGUGGACAGAAUUUCAGGAAUGAUUUUAGAUUACUGCAGUGUUAAAUGAAAGUUUGUGGGAUUAGAAAGUAAUAAAUAAUUUAGAAUAAAUAUUAAUAGAUGGAUUGUUCUGUGAUUUGUUGAAGAUAAGACCAAUGGCAUCCAGCCAAAAAAGAGCUAUGAUGGAGGUUAGUGGGAUGGUGAUAACCAUGCAUAAGCUACAUUGAAAUUUCUACAUGUUAUCAUUCUGAUAAGCCUCCUGUAGAACGUGUUUAUAAAAGGGGGGGGGGGCAUUCAGUCCAGUUCUUCAAGCUAAUUGGGAACCUGGAUCUGAUCCCAUGUCAAGUUUUUAACCAAUCACAGCAGCAGUAUCAGCUGAGAAGUAUCACAUUCUUGAUUUGUUUCACGGGGUUAAGUGUUAAAUUAAACUCUUACUAAAUCUGUCCGCUAAGAACGUGCAAAAAUGUUCUUAUGCAUAAAGACAAAAUUUAUACUGUAUUGUGCUCAUUUUUCCAAAAUGAGGGCAUUCCUGCUGAAGAACCAUGUGUCCUAAUAUAUAUAUCUUUGGGUAAAGACUUCACUUUUUAUAGCAUCCCGUACUUAUCAUAAUAGCUGUGUACUAAUGAUUAGUUACUUGUAAAAGACUAAUGCCAAAAAAGGAAAGCCAGGUUUUCUCUUUUUUUUAAGAAUAAAACUUGUUUUAGAAAGCGAGUGAUGGCCUAGUUGUUAGAGCAGUGCGCUUGUGCUCUGAGAAGGUUGCAAGUACCCGGUUCGAUCCUCACAGCCUCCAAUCUGGCUUUCUGAGCAAGACCCUUAACCCCUCACUGCUCCCCGGGCGCCUCACAAUGACAGUCCACUGCUCCCCAAGGGGAUGGGUUGAAUGCAGAGCUAAAUUUCUCCAGUGUG
Cyprinodon variegatus (sheepshead minnow) is the source of this 4965-nucleotide messenger RNA. RefSeq lists its product as uncharacterized. The record is from RefSeq and is a predicted model, not a curated record. The coding region runs from base 272 to 3460 and encodes 1062 amino acids. The transcript has 4 exons. Lineage: Eukaryota; Metazoa; Chordata; Actinopteri; Cyprinodontiformes; Cyprinodontidae.